This is a messenger RNA of Nicotiana tabacum (common tobacco), 588 nucleotides long. The record is from RefSeq and is a predicted model, not a curated record. NCBI's taxonomy places the organism in Eukaryota, Viridiplantae, Streptophyta, Magnoliopsida, Solanales, Solanaceae.
AUGAUCUUUGGGGGGAACGAGAUUAACAAGGUCACCUUUUCUGCGGCAAAGAAGACUAAAGUAUCGAUACCUCACCGCAAAAGACUCUGGCAGGACGAUAUCACUUUCACAGAGGAAGACGCAGACGGAUUGAUGUUACCACACAACGACGUACUGGUAAUCUCAUUAAAUGUGUUAGAUUUUAAAAUUAAGCGUGUUCUAGUGGAUUUAGGAAGUUCGUCUAAUAUCAUACAUUGGAGGGUAUUGGAACAAGCUAAACUCACCGGAAGCAUUAUUCCGGCAACAAAACUCCUCACUGGAUUCAACCUUGCGAGCGUGACGACCCGGGGAGAGAUCCUGCUGCCUAUGAGCGCCGAAGAAGUAAUGAAAAUAACUCUCUUAGAAGUAGUGGAUAGUGAUAUGGGAUACAACAUCAUCUUGGGAAGGCCAUGGAUACACGAGAUGAAAGCUAUACCUUCGAUGUAUCACCAAUUACUGAAGUUUCCAACACCGGAAGGAAUCAAGCAGAUAAGAGGUGACCAAUCGGCAACAAGGGAGAUGAAUGUAAUCCCGGUUUCCAUUAGCAAAGGGAAGGAGCGCACGGCAUAG